AUGACUGGCCUUAUCGGAAAGCUUGCGCAGGGCGUCUCAGUCGGAAUCGGCCUCGCUGGCGAGAAAUACCAUGAUCGAAAGGACCGCAAAGCAGCAUUGGCAGAACAAGAGCGAGGGGAAUCAAGUCGUAAUACCGAUGAUGAUGCAAACGAGAAUCCGCCAGAAGUCAACGGGAAGUCGCUUGAAGAUGAAGAGACGGCUAACGAGGAACGUAUGUGGGCGCUAGACGAAGCCGCAGGCUCUCCUCCAUCGUACGAGGUUAUCACCUCGAAUUCCGAUCAGGCCAUCGCGGAGCUCGCACAUACCGUUGCUGAAGCGAAGAACCACCAAACACAGAUACACAACGGAGAAGUGUCGCGACUCCCUAAUCCCGUGAUUAUACCACAGAGGCGGCCGGGCUCGAAAGCGAGGGGAUGGACGCGUGCAUAUGCUCCGGAUUUGGAGCCACUGGGCAUCGACCAGGACACUUUCAUGAAGUUUCUGGAAAGUUGGGACAAAUCUGCGCAAGGAUCGCCUUGGUUCAAGGCAGUCUCUUUGACAGCGGGAAUCGUCGGCAUGGCAAUGCCAGGACCGAUAGUAAUGGGUGUCACCACUGCUGUGUCGAUUGCUGCUGAAGUUGGUCACGAAAUACAGGGCAGGGCUAGAUCAAACACCUUCCUGGACCAAAUGAACAAGGAUGUCUUUAUGCCUGCGGGACUCUAUGCAAUGGUAAUAAUCUGCAAACAAGACGCCAGCGUCACUGGCGGCAUCCAGCUCGGCAUGGAGACUGUGAACUUCGAAAACGCUAAAAAUGUUUCAAAAUGGGGACUUCCUGGGGAUUCCCCCGCGUCGAAAUCUGCAAAGUUCACUCGUCCCCUUCGCAUAGCAUCCGGCAAAGCAAACGUUGAUGAGAUGCCGCUGGAGAUCGCACCACUUAUCUAUCCUGGUCUCGACGAUAUGGUGAAGCGCCCGGAGCUCAAACGUGAUGAAAGUUUCAAGGAGAGAAUGAUGCGCAAUAAGGACUUUGUUGCGGAUUACUUCGACCGACGGGCGCAGGCAAAUUUCUCGGGGAACAAUCCGGAUGCAGCUCUCACGAAGGCACACGGGGAGGCACCAGAAUUCAAGAAUCGCUUUGCAGAUCCGAACAACGCCUGCAACAAUGGACACCUAGUGUCCCUUGUGACAGGUGGAAAGGUUGUUGUGGAAGGCCGUGGACUACUUGGCAUGCGCGGUGCAGGUGGCCGUGGAGGUGGUCGCCAACGUGGCGGACUUCUUGGAAGUGCGCUUGCAGCAGUCGAAAGUCUUCAAGAGGGUGGUGUUGGUGGCAGAAGCAGAAGCAAUGGCGGAAGCGGUGGUCUUCGCAGCGCACGCGAAGGUUUGCUUCCUGGCCGCGAACGCGGAAGUUCCACAGCAUACGACUACGAUGACGACUAUGUGCAUGGCAGGAGAGGCCCCAGCCGUCUUGACCAGCUCAGACAAAUCCGUGGUUCUCAAUUCCGGGAAGUUGGCGAGGACGGCAAGCUAUUGCCUAAAGCGAAGCAACCAGCAAAGCAGCCUAGAGGACCAAUAGAAUAUGCUAUGAAGGGUGUGAAGAAAGCCCUCAAGCCGGAUGUCAUGUACCUGACCAUAGUAAACUUGCCGACACAGGAGGAGAUGGAGAUGGCGAGAGAAGCGUUGGGCAUGGAUAAGAAGAGUUGGCAAGAAAUCAUCGAGGAAAUCCGAAGAAGAUGA
Paraphaeosphaeria sporulosa is the source of this 1710-nucleotide messenger RNA. RefSeq lists its product as uncharacterized. The transcript is spliced from 2 exons. The record is from RefSeq and is a predicted model, not a curated record. Lineage: Eukaryota; Fungi; Ascomycota; Dothideomycetes; Pleosporales; Didymosphaeriaceae. The coding region runs from base 1 to 1710 and encodes 569 amino acids.